Molecule: messenger RNA, 3116 nt
Organism: Macrosteles quadrilineatus (aster leafhopper)
Lineage: Eukaryota; Metazoa; Arthropoda; Insecta; Hemiptera; Cicadellidae
Gene: PAN3
Product: PAN2-PAN3 deadenylation complex subunit PAN3
Exons: 12
Coding region: 347-2254 (635 amino acids)
Biological process (GO): mRNA processing; nuclear-transcribed mRNA poly(A) tail shortening
Cellular component (GO): P-body; PAN complex
Molecular function (GO): poly(A) binding
Source: RefSeq, a predicted model, not a curated record
UAGUGUAUUGUGCUUUGUGCAAAGAACACAGACUUCUUCCUACAUAAUGUGAAAUUAAAAACUGUCAUUCUUUUAUCAAUAAACACUGCAGGUAUCUAGUAAAUAGUUUGUUUGAAUCGGGUUUAUGUCGUGCUAGUCGGAUCUAUUUACCAUAAAUCGUUAUAAGUGUAUUAAAAUUAGUGUUUUUAACUUUUCUGUGUCGCAUUUUUGCUAGGAAAAAAUUGGACCUGCAGAGAGAAUGAGCUUCAGUUUGGUUGACAGUCGAAAAUUCUACACUCCUGUCACUAAAAUUCAUAUGUGAGCAAGAAAUUCGCUAUCAGGGCUAUACACUAUAAUUUUAUUUACCAUGGAUCCAAUGUUCCUGCCAUACACUCAAGUAAAUGGAGUCCCUCAGGAGUCAAAACUUGCUACAUAUAUGAAAAGACAAAGUGAAGGGCCUCCAGUGGCUGUUAUUGCUCAGAACCUGACAAAAAAUAUUUCAAGUCUUUCUAUUGACCCGCUGUCUCUUAAAAAGGUUGUGCAGACGCACGAGUUUAUUCCCCGCAAUGCCAGUGGGUCGCCCAACAUGCCGUUCUCCAGCCGCACCAGUCUUGUAGAGUCUCCCUCCACGCCUCACUCCUCACCCCCAGCCACACCUCACCCUGCACCUCACGCUCCCAUGCUCAACUGCUCACCCACACCUCUGCUAGACAAGACUGCCACAUACCAGGAGACUGUGGGUGGCACCAUGUACUUCUAUCAGGCUCCCACGCCAGCGGAGGGCGAGGAGGGAGUGGUGGUGGGGGGUGUGGAGGAGACGGGAGUGGCUGCAGGGGUGGCCAUGUACACUGGCACUCCGCCACACGUCAGCACUGCCAAGGCACAGCUGGAGGCGCAGUUCUACAUGGCUGAGGACCUGCGUGCGGAGAUGUUGCACAAGAACGCCGUCACACUCGCUCAGCCCGAUCCUGCCGCAUUCCCAGACUUGCCUACUGAGGUGGACAACUACCACGAGCUGGUGCCUCUAGAAGCUCUGCCUUCCACACUACACAAGCCUCAGAUGAUCAACUACCAGACAUCCACCUACAAGGCUACCCACGUCAAGACUGGCAUCCGCUACUGCUUGCGCAGAAUCCAUGGUUACCGGCUGAACAAUACAAAGUGCAGUAUGAUCGUGGACAUGUGGAAAAAACUUUCAAGUCCUAACGUCAUCCAGCUCAGAGAAGUUUUCACCACCAAGGCUUUUGGGGAUCAGUCCAUGGUCUUUGUGUAUGACUAUCACCCGGAUUCUGAGACGCUGUUGUCUCGUCACUUCCAGGGCGAGCCACUCAACGGCUACACGGAUCACUUCUCGUCCAACCCCAAUGCUCCCCGGCCCUACAGUCAUCACAAGAAUCAGCUUUUGCGCCACCAACAACAGCAUGGGUCACUAUUACCGGAGAAUGUUCUGUGGAGUUAUGUGAUCCAGCUGACAGGAGCGUUGCGUGCUAUACAUGCGGCCGGACUCGCUUGUCGCACACUGGGGCCUAGCAAGGUGUUGCUCACGGGCCGCAACCGUCUACGUGUCAGUUUCUGUGCUGUAGCUGACGUUCUCACCUUUGACGUCAACACAGCCAAUAACGCAGCGGUCAUCUCACAUCACCAGCAAGAAGACAUGACUGCUCUUGGCAAGUUGCUGCUAGCGCUGGCUUGUCGCUCCUUACUGGCCGUACAGAGAGAUAACAUCACAACAUCACUGGAACUGAUGGGCCGAACAUACUCCUCGGACCUACGCCACCUCAUUAUUUUCCUGCUAUCGACGACCACACGUCGCAGUGUGGUGGACCUGAUGCCCAUGAUUGGUGCGCGCUACUAUACACACCUGGACGCUACUCAACUGCAGUGCGACGUGUUGGAACAUGACCUCAGCAAGGAGGUUGACAACGGCCGACUGUGUCGUCUACUGGUCAAGCUCGCCUCCAUCAACGAGAGACCUGAACUGAGCCUAGACCCCACCUGGGCUGAGACAGGUGAUCGCUACAUGUUGAAGCUGUUCAGGGACUACGUGUUUCAUCAGGUGACAGAGGACGGCAGACCCUGGCUAGACAUGGCUCAUGUCGUACAUUGUCUCAACAAACUGGAGAGUGGAUCUCAAGAGAAGAUCUGUCUGAUGUCAAGGGAUGAGCAGAGUGUGUUGGUAGUGACGUACGCUGAGCUGAGACAUUGUCUUGAACAAUCCUUCCAAGAGCUGUCCUCCGCAGCAGGCCCGGCCCCCUCCAAAUCCACCCAUCACUAAUAGUCAACCUACGUGUAAUAGAUGUUAACGUAUUAUGUCAUCUACUGAAUCGUAAGAAUUCGCUUGAUUUUAAUCAUAAAAAUUGUCGUGUUUAAAAACGGAGAUUUGAUUUAGCCGUUUCAAAUCAAGUUUUAAGAUAGUAAAAUUUUGUUUUAGGGUAGUCUCUAAAGACAAAGUAUUUUUAAUACAGGAAUUUACUUUACGAUUUUAUUACAUUUACGUUACUUACCUGGAUCCGUAAAAUUUUUUGAUAAUUUUUUAUGGAUUCCGCCGUUAUUGGUGUCCGCUGAGGAGAAUCGGUCGAUUUAAGAAAUACGUUUGAACUUUUUGAUUUGGUUUAACAAAUCUAGGUUAAGAUGUUAGGAUCGGCGAGGUUGUGCGACAGCAAUAGAAGCCAAAUACUCGGCAGCGACACGUGCUAUGUACGGUCGCAGCACAAAUAAGCUUGUGAUCUGGUAAUCAUUCCAUGAAUGAUUCUGUUUUACAUUCCCUGGGUAACUUGUACAAUCGGCAAGUCAUGAAUUAUUGAGCUUUGAUUGCAAUACACAGAGAUUGUUGUACUUACUUUUAUAUUUUAGCGUUAUACAUGAUUAUAUUUAUUUUACUGUUAUUACUUAUCAGAUCUUUUAACAUUUAUACAUCUUGUUUUAACUGGAUUCUUUUAACCGUGAUACUUAAAAUGUAGUAGUAUACUGUAUUGUACAUAACAUAGCUUUAUCUAUUAAAAUGCCGCAGCACACAUGCUUAUAAUUUGUCCUAACUCUGUGUUGACAAGUAAAGCUCAAAGUCAGCCUUUAAGAAACAAGUUGCAGUGAUCAUGUAAAUUUGUAUAAAGAAAUCUCAAUAAAUAUUUUAUCAACAA